CACUUCUUAACUUUUUUUAUCAUUUAAAUGAAAUUCAUAUUUACAUUCGAAACCAUAAAACCCUAAAUUUAUAACUUCUCAUUGGAGUCCUAAUCACAACACCCCAACGGGAGCUUCGAAGAAGUCUUCCCUUUGGUCCGUCUACGGGAAAUUCCACGCGGCGAAUAUGCUCAUUAAUUAAAAAAUAAAUAAAAACACGGCACGCGUGGCCGUUCACUGACGCGUGUCCUACACGGCGUACGCAAUUCCCAUACUACCCUCGUGUCGUUAUUAAGUAAAGCGGUUAAAUAAAGCGUAUUAACGUCUCUUCACAUUGAUUAAGGAUAACCCAAUGCUGCCAUGGCCCACUUCAGUCCACCACCCGGUCAACCGGUUAAGUAACGCACCGACCCGUAUCCAUGACCAUCUCGUUAGCUUAUAAAGUGCAGUGUUACCAGAGGCUGAUAGAACAGAGCGGAGAAGAAAUUGAGAAACUUACGGAGAAAUGGAUCCUCCCUCUAAUGACGGAAAAUCGCUUCGGAGCUACGCGCUCAGCGGCAAGAUCAUGCUCUGUGCUAUUGUGGUGCUCUUCACCGUCGUGCUCCUCAUCCUCUUUCUACACCUCUACGUCCGCUGGCAUGUCAUACGCAGAGCCUCACGUCGGGCUCGUCGCCGCCGGGCACUCGUCUUUGCUGGAGAGGGGCGGAUCCCGCCUCCUUGCGCGGUUAAUCGAGGCCUCGACCCCUCGAUUCUCGCAUCCUUCCCCGUUCUGCUGUUUUCGGACUACGCGGGGGAAGGCCGGGAUGAUGAAUUGGCGGAAUGUGCUGUGUGCUUGAACGAGUUCAAAGAUGGAGAGAAGAUCCGAUGCCUUCCCCGGUGUGCUCACCUCUUCCAUGUCGACUGUAUCGAUAUGUGGUUCUCCUCACACUCCACCUGCCCGCUUUGCCGCGCAGCUGUCGAGGUGGUGAAGGAUGCCGCGACGAUCACUUCUUCCGGUGCCGGGCCGGCGGUUGAUGCCAUUGAUGCAGCGGUGGAUUCGAACGGGAACGAGCUGUGCUCGUCCUGCGAGCGGGUGGAGGAGAUGGGUUCUUCCUCAUCGGAUUCCGGCUUCCGAGAUGUUAGGAUUGAGAUUCCAGCGAGUGGAGCUGAAAGUUCGAGCGGUCAAGAAGAGCAGCAGAUAAGUUCAGGGCUCGAAUCGCCGGAUGUGCAGCCAUUGAAAUCGGCGGGCAGCCGGAUGGUGCUAAUCCGGUGGCUUCUGAUGCGCGAUCCGCGGCUCUAUUGGGGAGGUGGUUCAGGAUCGGAGCUGGAUCUAGAGCGCGGCGAUGGGGAAUCGCCAUCGCCGCCGAUGACAACGGCAGCUGAUCCGACUCGUUAGUGCCGAUUUUGGCCUAAACGGAACCGGAAAGGGCCGAAACAGCAGCGGUAACGCGGCACUCUCAUAAAGUGCUCCUGUAAAGAUUCUCUUCAAUUUUAUUUGGAUUUUAAUAAGUUUCUUCCUUCUUUAUCUUAUCUGUUUUCGGGAUGGGAUUCAGCCGAAAGUGGCAGACUUGGAAAAGUUGAAGUUAUUAGGACCGUUUUAAUAAAGUUAAAAAAUAAUAUUUGGGCCUCUUUUGAA
Molecule: messenger RNA, 1594 nt
Organism: Dendrobium catenatum
Lineage: Eukaryota; Viridiplantae; Streptophyta; Magnoliopsida; Asparagales; Orchidaceae
Product: RING-H2 finger protein ATL2-like
Exons: 1
Coding region: 485-1354 (289 amino acids)
Biological process (GO): protein ubiquitination
Source: RefSeq, a predicted model, not a curated record